ACCUCGCGCGAGCACCACCGUGAUACUGGGCUCCGGCGGGGAGCCCCGGCUGGAAGAACCCCUCGCGGCUCUCCUCCUCCCCCUCCUGCUCGCGCGCCCCGCCCGGGAGCAGGCUGCGGAGGCGGUGGCGACGGCGUGGGCGCUGGGCACAGCGGCCGCGGACCCAAGCACCCGAGCCGGAGUGCCGGGGGCUCCGCCGGUAUGGGCAACCUGGAGAGCGCUGAGGCCGGGCCGGGAGAGCCGCCCCCCAUGCCGCUGCUGCUACCCCCAGGCAAGAUGCCGAUGCCGGAGCCGUGCGAGCUGGAGGAGAGGUUCACCCUAGUGCUGAGCUCUAUGAAUUUGCCUCCAGACAAGGCUCGACUCUUAAGACAGUAUGACAAUGAGAAGAAGUGGGACCUCAUCUGUGACCAGGAGCGAUUUCAGGUGAAGAAUCCCCCCCAUACUUAUAUUCAGAAAUUACAGAGCUUCCUGGACCCCAGCGUGACUCGGAAGAAGUUCAGGAGGAGAGUCCAAGAGUCGACCAAAGUGCUGAGGGAGCUAGAGAUCUCUCUUCGGACUAAUUACAUUGGGUGGGUCCGAGAGUUUCUGAGUGAUGAGAACAAGGGGCUGGACGUGCUGGUCGAUUACCUGUCUUUUGCACAAUGUUCUGUCAUGUUUGAUUUUGAGGGUCUGGAAAGCAGUGAUGAAGGCGCUUUUGAGAAGCUGCGGUCCUGGAGCAGGUCCAUCGAGGAUCUGCAGCAGCAGCCCAGUGCCCUGUCAGCUCCUUUUGCCAAUAGCCUCGCUCGCUCUGCGCGCCAGUCUGUGCUACGGUACAGCACUCUUCCUGGGAGAAGGGCCCUGAAGAACUCCCGCCUCGUGAGCCAGAAGGAUGACGUUCAUGUCUGUAUCCUCUGCCUCAGGGCUAUUAUGAACUACCAGUAUGGAUUCAACCUGGUCAUGUCCCAUCCCCAUGCUGUCAAUGAGAUUGCCCUCAGUCUCAACAACAAGAACCCCAGGACCAAAGCCCUUGUUCUGGAGCUGCUAGCCGCUGUGUGCUUGGUGAGGGGAGGCCAUGAGAUCAUCCUAGCUGCCUUCGACAACUUCAAAGAGGUGUGCAAAGAGCUCUACCGCUUUGAGAAGUUGAUGGAGUACUUCCGGAAUGAGGACAGCAACAUCGACUUCAUGGUAGCCUGCAUGCAGUUCAUCAACAUUGUGGUACAUUCAGUAGAAGAUAUGAAUUUCCGAGUCCACUUGCAGUAUGAGUUCACCAAGCUUGGCCUGGAGGAGUUCUUGCAGAAGUCAAGGCAUACAGAAAGUGAGAAGUUACAAGUGCAAAUUCAGGCAUACUUAGACAAUGUAUUUGAUGUUGGUGGACUGCUGGAGGAUGCUGAAACCAAGAAUGUGGCAUUGGAGAAGGUGGAGGAGCUGGAGGAGCAUAUUUCCCAAUUAUCCGAAAAGUUGCUGGAUCUCGAAAAUGAAAACAUGAUGCGUGUGGCGGAACUGGAAAAGCAGCUGCUCCAGAGGGAGAAGGAGCUAGAGAACAUAAAGGAGACCUACGAGAACACGAGUCAUCAGGUCCACACGCUUCGGAGGCUUAUCAAGGAGAAGGAGGAAGCCUUUCAGCACAGGUGCCAUCUAGAUCCACACCCCGGGGCCUUGGACUCGAUGGGCAGCGAUCAUGCCAAGCUGGGCCCUCCUGAGCUCAGUGAGACUCUGUGCCCAUCAGACCUCGACCCAGUGGCUCCCCCCUCAUUCCCGGAAGAGACCCUACCCCUGCCCCCGCCGCCGGCUCCACCCCUCCCGCCUCCAGCGCCCCCUCUGCCAGAAAAAUGUCCUCCCGCCCCUCCUCUCCCAGGAGCAGCUCCCUCAGUGGUCUUGACUGUGGGCCUUUCAGCUAUCCGUAUCAAGAAACCAAUCAAGACCAAGUUCCGUCUGCCUGUGUUUAACUGGACGGCGCUGAAGCCCAACCAGAUCAGUGGCACCGUCUUUAGUGAACUGGAUGAUGAGAAGAUUCUGGAAGAUCUGGACCUGGACAAGUUCGAGGAACUGUUCAAGACGAAAGCCCAGGGUCCCGCUCUCGAUCUCGUCUGCUCCAAGAGCAAAACGUCCCAGAAGGCCGCUAGCAAGGUGACCUUGCUGGAAGCCAACCGAGCCAAGAACCUGGCCAUCACCCUGCGGAAGGCGGGCCGCUCAGCCGAGGAGAUCUGCAGAGCCAUCCACACGUUUGACCUGCAGACGCUCCCAGUGGACUUUGUGGAGUGCCUGAUGCGCUUCCUGCCCACGGAGGCCGAGGUGAAGCUCUUGCGGCAAUACGAGCGGGAACGGCAGCCCCUGGAAGAGCUGGCGGCCGAGGACCGCUUCAUGUUGCUCUUUAGCAAGGUGGAGCGGCUGACGCAGCGCAUGGCCGGCAUGGCCUUCCUGGGCAACUUCCAGGACAACCUGCAGAUGCUCACACCGCAACUCAACGCCAUCAUUGCGGCUUCCGCCUCUGUCAAGUCUUCUCAGAGGCUGAAGCAGAUGCUCGAGAUCAUCCUCGCUCUGGGGAACUACAUGAACAGCAGCAAGAGGGGCGCCGUGUAUGGCUUCAAGCUGCAGAGCCUGGACCUGCUGCUGGACACCAAGUCCACGGACCGGAAGCUGACCCUGCUACAUUUCAUUGCAUUGACCGUGAAGGAGAAGUACCCGGAGCUGGCUGGCUUCUGGCACGAGCUGCACUUCGUGGAGAAGGCCGCUGCAGUAUCCUUAGAGAAUGUGUUGCUGGAUGUAAAGGAGCUGGGCCGAGGAAUGGAGCUGAUCCGGCGCGAGUGUGGCCUUCACGACAAUACUGUUCUCCGAAGCUUUCUCAGUGCCAAUGAGGGCAAGCUGGACAAGCUCCAGAGAGAUGCCAGGACAGCAGAGGAGGCUUACAAUGCAGUUGUACGUUACUUUGGUGAAAGCCCCAAGACGACUCCCCCUUCUGUAUUCUUCCCAGUAUUUGUUCGGUUUAUCCGCUCUUACAAGGAAGCAGAGCAGGAAAAUGAGGCCCGAAAAAAGCAGGAAGAAGUAAUGCGGGAGAAGAUGCUGGCUCAGGAGGCCAAGAAACUGGAUGCCAAGACCCCAUCCCAGCGGAACAAGUGGCAGCAGCAAGAAUUGAUCGCAGAGCUUCGGCGGCGUCAGGCCAAGGAGCACCGGCCUGUCUAUGAGGGCAAGGAUGGCACCAUAGAGGACAUCAUCACAGUGCUGAAGAGCGUCCCCUUCACAGCCCGCACUGCCAAGCGGGGCUCACGCUUCUUCUGUGAUGCAGCCCAUCAUGAUGAGUCAAACUGUUAGCCCCAAGGCUGGGAGCCCCUGACAGGCCUGCACCACUGGGCCUGGAGCUGUGCCCUGGCCCGAGCCCCAGGCCCCCACUGAGGCACCAAUCACGGAAAAGGAAGCACU
Messenger RNA from Gracilinanus agilis (Agile Gracile Mouse Opossum), 3396 nucleotides. It is a transcript of the gene FMNL3, whose product is annotated as formin like 3. The record is from RefSeq and is a predicted model, not a curated record. Gene Ontology annotation, biological process: cell migration; cortical actin cytoskeleton organization; regulation of cell shape. Bases 202 to 3288 code for a protein of 1028 amino acids. The transcript has 27 exons. Lineage: Eukaryota; Metazoa; Chordata; Mammalia; Didelphimorphia; Didelphidae. Gene Ontology annotation, molecular function: small GTPase binding; actin filament binding. Gene Ontology annotation, cellular component: cytosol.